Molecule: messenger RNA, 411 nt
Organism: Malus domestica (apple)
Lineage: Eukaryota; Viridiplantae; Streptophyta; Magnoliopsida; Rosales; Rosaceae
Source: RefSeq, a predicted model, not a curated record
AUGGGGGAGUUUAUUGCCGCUGCUGCAGGUCCAAUUGAGAGACCACAAUCUGCCCUGCACGCUGAGUUCAUUGCAGCUCGCCGUGCUAUGUUGUUGGCAAGGAGUCAGUGUCCGGAGGAGGUGAAGGGGAUGCUAGUUUGGGGUGCGGGCAAUGACAGCAAUGGCGGGGACAGUGGUGGUAGUGGUGGUAGUGGUGCUUGCAAUGGUGGUGCUAAUAGUGGGAUGUGGUGGUUCGAGUGCAGAGGUGAUAAUGGUGGUAGUGGUGGCUGUUGCGGUUAUGGUGGCAAUUGCGGUUAUGGUGGCGGUGGUGGUAAUGAUGGUAGUGACAAUAGUGGUAGUGGUGAUUGCGGUUGUGGUCACAGUGGUGGGGUUGUGGUUGUGGUUAUGGUGGUGGUGGCGGUGUGGCAAUGA